UUCAUGGCCACUCACAGGUGACGAUAAAGAGGAGUGAGACGACAAGAAUAUCCUUGUCAGUGUGAAGACAAGACCUCGGCGUUUUGCUGAGUAUGUUUCAUAUACGGGAUGGCGCAAUAUGUCGAAGGGAUCCCAGUGAAAAUAUCAAAGAAAUUUCGCCCGCCUCCUAGAAUCUCCAUUCCAAACUUCUCCUAUCAGCUCUCUCCAGCUCCCUUCGAGGAGUAUGAUUUCUCCGCGGAGGAGAGAGUCCUAGCCGAUGCAGCUAGAAGACGGCUGGAAAAGGAAGCCAAAGAGGAGAGGGAGAAAGCACAAGAAGAGAGAAAGGAAGAAGAGGAGGGGGGAAGAAAGUAUGAUGGGCACGAUAGGCCUAGUGAAGACAACAGAAGCACCAGUAUCUUGCCUGUCCCUGAUGAAGAGAAGGGACCAUGCAAUGAACCCAUAGCAAUGCUAGUUCCUUAUCGAGCAGAGGUCUCAAAAACACUAAAAGAGAACAAUGAGUGCAAAGACUAUUCCUCAGCAAAAGGAGGAAUAUCCACAGUGAACCCAUUGGACUUUGAAGAUGAUGGUGCCAGUCCCUUUGAUCAACUUGAAUUGAAGAGUAUGAAUGAUUUGCAAGAAUUAGCAUCAGUGCUUCAAAGUGUACAGUGUCGGCAUCCUGUUCCCAGUGUUGCUCCUGUUCCCAAUGGCUUUGUGCCAUUCCCAACUACAUCAUUCCCAAACCUGUCUCGCUCUCUCCCAAAGAGCAAGGAACCUAGCUUUCCACCCCAGUACAUAGCAGGCUUUGAAAGCAAGAAUGCUUACAGUGAUAUUGGUGAUGCUAUGAUUCCAUGUGAUAGAGUGAUGCCCUCAGUUCGAAGCAAAAGCGUUCCAGACUUGCAGCAAGCAAUUGACUUACCUUCUCAGUCCCUAUCUGCCUAUUCUCCUGUCACUGUAUUUCCUGCUCAACUCUCAGUGGGAUCAGGAGUGGGGAAGGGUGGGGCACCAUGGAUCACGGGGUGCUAUGGACCAGAUCCUGUCUAUAGCUCUUCCAGCUCUGAUCUUCAUAUUCAGUUCAGCUUGGAUUCAAAUCUGAUAUCCACUUCACCUAGCAUCCAUGAACUGAAUAUAAUGGUGGUCUACAUAUUGAUCCUGUUUCAGGAGUGGCCUUCACUUCCAUCUGAUAGGAAGCGGAAGCCCACUGAAGAAGAUGUAUAUCUAAAUGCGCUUUCCAGACAAGAAAAGGAAAAAGCAAGGCACAUAGCUGAGAUGGGUUUCUCUCUGCCUCGUGUGGCUCAUCUUUUUGGCCUCUUGCACCAUGAUGAGAAAAAAGUGGUGGAACAUCUCUUGGAAGCUGAAUGCUUGAAAGAGCAAGGGUACCCAGAAUCCGUGAUAGAUAAGAUGCUUCUCUGCUGUCAUGGGAAUUCCAAGGAUGCUUGUGAAAAGCUUCAGUUGUUCACUCGGUUCAGAGAUCUGGGCUUUGAAGAGGCAAGGAUUUUGGAGGCAUUGCAGCGAACCCACUGCAACUACGAGCAAACCCUUGACGAACUUCUAGUCUCUUGAUCAAGAUUAUUGUGAUGAUUGGCACCUUGUCUCUUUGCAUGUUCAUGGCUAUCUACAUCUGUCUGCUACAAUCCC
Molecule: messenger RNA, 1614 nt
Organism: Darwinula stevensoni
Lineage: Eukaryota; Metazoa; Arthropoda; Ostracoda; Podocopida; Darwinulidae
Source: the annotation of a GenBank genome assembly